AGGGAGAGAGAGGGAGAGAGAGAGAGAGAGAGGAGCGAGAGGGGGAGAGAGGGGGAGAGAGAGAGCGAGAGAGAGAGAGAGAGAGAGAGAGAGAGAGAGAUGUGCGGAAUGGUCGGCACUUUUACUAUCGUCGUGCUUGGUUCCCCUGGAGUGGGUAAAACAGCCAUAAUCCGGCAAUUUCUUUACAACGAUUUCAGUCAAGUGUACACCCCCACAACCAGCAAGUACGUCCACAGACCCUCGGUGAUCCUGGAUGACACCAUGUACGACUUGAAGAUCGUGGAUGUGCCGCACAUCCCGGCUUUUCCGACAACCGGCGCUCAGGAGUGGUCCGACUCGAGGUGCAGAGGGAUUCGAAAUGCGAACGCGUACGUCCUCGUCUACGACAUCUGCUGCUUCGACAGCUUCGAGUAUGUGAAAACGAUUCGGCAGCAGAUCGCCGAAGUCAGGAUGGUUCCAUUAUCCAUCACAGCAGGUCAUUCAAAAGGGUUCCAACUACUUGCUCCAUCUACACUGCCUGGUCUAAUUCUGCUGAUGAGAGAGCACACCCAGAAGUUGCCGAAGGUUAUUCUGCAAUUCUUACCCAAUCAAAAUUGCACAUUGACAUCACUUUGCCCAAGUGAUUGGUAUUUUUAUGUUCAGAAGCAUUGAUAAAUGUCUUGCGGAUCCCAUUGAAAACAAGGUUAUUCAUUCCUAGCUAAUAACACAAUUUAAUAAUUUUUCUGAAGUUGUACUCAGAAUCUAUUUAACAUGACAUACUAGGUAUAAAUUGACAGCUUGAAUGACAGGACCAUGUAACCCAUGGAAUUUGAGCGGCUGUGGUGCAUUUUCCAUUAAUAAACUCUUAUCUGUUUUGGAAAAACAAUAUUGUCAACUUUACUGCAGGCAAACAACUUCCCCUCCUUCUACCGAGGAAACUGAUGGUCUAACUGGUACUCUGUCUGCACUUACUGUUGCUUUGGUAAAGCAGCUAACGUAAUCAAAGACCCCACACACACUGGCCAUGAUCUCCUCUCCCCUUCCCACUGGGCAGAAAAUACACGAGCCCGAAAGCACAUACCACCAAGCUCAAGAACAACUUAUGGGCUGCUGUCAUAAGACGAUUGUAUAAUCCCCUAGAGUGAUAAAAUGGUCCCACUGUUAUUAUGACCUUGCACCUUAUUGUCCACCUGAACUGCACUGUUACUGUGACACUUUAUUCUGCAUUCCGUUAUUGUUUUGUUUACACAAUGCACUGUUGUAAUGAAGUUACUUAUAUGAACAGAUUGCAAGACAGGUCCUUCUCCCUUGUAUGUGACAGUAAUAAACUUUUUAAAAAAAAUUCCAAAAAUAAUUGAGAUACCGCACUUCUGUCCUUCUGUCCUCCCAGCAAUCCCCCAAUUACAGUAAAAUGAAUAAUUAACCUACCAACUCGGUAGGAAAUUGGAGGAUUAUGAGAGGCAUAGAUAGGGUGGAUAGUCAGUACCUGUUUCCUAGGGCACCAAUAGCAAACACCAGAGGGCAUAGGUACAAAAUUAAGGGAGGGAAGUUUAGGGGAGACAUCAGGGGUAAGUUUUUUUACACAGAGGGUUGUGAGUGCCUGGAAUGUCUUGCCAGGGAUGGUGGUGGAGGCUAAAACAUUAGGGGUAUUUAAGAGCCUCUUGGACAGGCACAUGGAUGAAAGAAAAAUGGAGGGUUAUAGGGUAGCGUGGGUUUAGUACUUUUUUUAAGGAUUAUAUGGGUCGGCACAGCAUGGAGGGCUGAAGGGCCUGUACUGUGCUGUAGUGUUCUAUGGUUAAACCAACACCAAAGCCAAAGGGAGAAUGUGCAAACUCCUUACAGGCAACAGUGGGAAUUGAACCCUGGGUCACUGCAUUGUAAAGCGUUGUGCUAACCACUAUGCUACUAUGCAGCCAACUUAACUUCCAGGGCUGCAUGGGAUCUGGGAAAUGGGAAUCCCCCUAAUCAGGUCCCUUAAAUUCUUUUACCCAAAGUGGAACAUCUUCCAUACAAAUCCCAAUGAUUAUUUGAGUAGUAUCAAGGCCCAAGCCCAAAGGUUUCCAGAUCAAAUCCAUGACCAAGGGCUCUUCCGAGCAAUUAUGACUGAACAGAUGGUUCUAGUUACUUGAAAAGAAAGUCAAGGCGUUCUGAUUAACAUUUACCCCAACAAAUAUUUGUAAAAAUGGUUGUUUUGGGAAUGAUUAUUAAACUCAAUGUUAAAAUUGGCGGAAUGCAAGUCACUGCCCGUAAACAAAGACAGAACUUUCAGAGAAUAUGAAAGAUGCUGUGUCAUCACAUUCUUAAUCAGUGGAUUUUUUUGUGGGAAGGAUGCAGAGUUGUAUAUGGAUACAUUAGAACAUUAUGGCACAGUACAGGCUCUUCAGCCAACUUCAACGUUAUAGUCGACUCUAAAAUCAAUCACUCACUCCUGCAUUGGCCUCCAUUUUCCUAUCAUUCCUAUAGCUACAUAAGUUUCUUAAAUAUCCCUAAUGUAUCGGCCUCUACCAUCACCCUGGCUGGGUAUCCUGUGCACCCUUCUCUCAUAAUGUCGUAGAAAAGUAGAGCACAGAAGCAGGCCCUUCUACCCAUCCAGUUUGUGCCGAACCAUUUGAACUGCUUACUCCCAUCGACCUGCACCUGGAUCAUAGCCUUCCCUAUCCGUGUACCUAUCCCCAAAUUUCUCUUAAACCUUGAAAUCAACCCCACAUCCCCCCACUUGUGCUGGUAGACUCUCACGACCCUCUGUGUGAAGUUUCCCCUCAUAUUCCCCUUAAACUUUUCACCUUUAACCUGUGACCUAGGUUGUAGUCCCACCAAACUGAAGCAGGAAAAAGGCUGCUUGUAUUUACCCUAUCGAUACUACUCAUACAAUUGUGUGUGACCGCUAUCAAAUCUCCCCUCAAUGUUUUACAUUCCUUGGAAUAAAGUUCUAACCUGUUCAGUCUUUCCUUAUAACUCAGGUCCUCCGGUCCUGGCAACAUCUUUUCUCUGCACUCUUUCAAUCUUAUUUACACAUUUCCUGUAGGUAGGUGACCAAAACUGCACACAGUACUCCAACUCUGUCUAAACAUUGAUCUUUAAGGUUAAACCCAUCAGAUUUCAGCCUCUGUGUAUGCAGUGACCUGAUAAAAAUUACGCCAGCAUUAUUCAAGAAGCUAGAAUCACAUCUGUAAAACAAGGCUAUUUCUCAAAAGGAAUUAAGUCUCAGCUGGUGCUGGUUUGUAUAAUGCAAGAGCUUUUUAGGGCUCUGAUAACAAGAGGUCUUAGACCAGGGAUAGCCAACCUUCAAAUUUUUGGGCCAGGACCCUUCAUCAGGAUCUCAGCCCAAAAUCUUGACUGUUUACUCUUUCCCAUAGAUGCUCCAGCAUUUUGUGUGCGCGUUGCUUUGGAUUUUCAGCAUCUACAGAUUUUCUUGUGUUUGUUGUCCCCAACCUUUUUUAUGCCAUGGACCGCAGGUUGAGAACCCGUCAUUGCAUUUACUAAUUUCUGAUGAUU
Messenger RNA from Hypanus sabinus (Atlantic stingray), 3474 nucleotides. It is a transcript of the gene rasl10a, whose product is annotated as RAS-like, family 10, member A. The transcript has 3 exons. Gene Ontology annotation, molecular function: GTP binding; GTPase activity. NCBI's taxonomy places the organism in Eukaryota, Metazoa, Chordata, Chondrichthyes, Myliobatiformes, Dasyatidae. The record is from RefSeq and is a predicted model, not a curated record. The coding region runs from base 100 to 651 and encodes 183 amino acids.